Molecule: messenger RNA, 4718 nt
Organism: Culex quinquefasciatus (southern house mosquito)
Lineage: Eukaryota; Metazoa; Arthropoda; Insecta; Diptera; Culicidae
Gene: Ehbp1
Product: EH domain-binding protein 1
Exons: 11
Coding region: 923-3961 (1012 amino acids)
Molecular function (GO): protein binding
Source: RefSeq, a predicted model, not a curated record
GCGUGCGCCGAACUGUCAGACGAGCCUUGUCAUUGAAUAUUUUUCCGUGCAGUACCAGUUCAGCAGUUCGAGUCGCAGUCCCGUCAAUCAGUCGUGGAGGAAAAAAUUAGGAAAGAAUCUUUUCCAAUCGUUUUUUCGCAUGCAAAGUUGUUGUAACUAGAGAAUUUCGACGGAUUUCGUUAGUUUUGGUCGAGCGCCAGUGAUUUCGUUGUAAAAUGUGAGCAGGUUGAGACGGAUCGUCGCGAAAAAACGCAAAUUUCUCAUCUCCAAAUUUGCGAACCGCGGUUCCGAGGAUGAUUUCAUAAACUUCCUGAAAAAAAACAGCAGCAGAGACGAAAUAGCAAAAAAAAAAGGCGAGCUGAACAAAAAAUAAUGAUUUUCAACCUUGAACGACAGCAAACAUCAUCAUCGUCGUCGUCGCGGUCGUCAAUUUCGCGUUGAAAAGAGCUCGGUGUGGAAAAUCACGGCACCGAAAAUUAUACAUUCCGCCGGGGUCAAGUGUGUCCUUUAACGGGGGUUGACCUGGUGCCCCUGGCGCCGAGUGGUAGGAAAAAAGUGCAGUUUUGUAUUGUGUGUGGCAAGUUGCAAAUUAUUAUUGACGUGAUCGUCUCUGCUCCGGUAAAAAUAAACAUCGGAUUGUGCAAAGUUGUUUGUUUGUGGCAGAAUUAGUAACUGGGGAAGAUUCUUAUCAGCACCAGGGCGUGAAUUGGGACGGGAAUAAUCUCCCCCGAAGGAAAGGCCACUUUUGCGUGUGUGUGGGGGCGAACCUUGAAGAAGCAAACGCAGUAAACUAAUCGAAGAAGGAAAACAUCAUCAAGAUCGUCUUGAAACUAUUUACCACGCCCGAAAGAACGCAGCAGGAAGAAGGGGUUUCCGCACCCAACCCACCCACUCCGACGCAACCCGAGGGAUAACAUAAACAAUGGGAAGCGUCUGGAAGCGGCUGCAGCGUGUCAACAAGCGGGCGGCCAAGUUCUCCUUCACCGUCUCGUACCAUGAGCUGCGCAUGGAGACCACGGCCAAAUGGCGUCCCCACAGUUUGCACGUGGUGUGGACACGCCGUUCGCGCCGCGUUUUGUCCAGUGCCCUGGCCUGGGAACCGGAUCUGGUCAAUCCGGUGAGCAGCACGAUGGCGUGGCCAAUGCCGGACAAUCACACCAUCGCCGUAACGCUCUUCAAGGACAUCCGGACGCACGAGCUCGAGGACAAGGACUGGACCUUCGUGCUGGAGGACGUGUCCCAGCUGGGCAAGAAACGCCUGCUGGCCUCGGCUACGAUCAACAUGCGCAAAUACGCCAGCAUCGAGUCCACCCAGCAGACGUUCACGCUGGAAAUGCGGCCCACGUCCAAGAAGAUUCUGUCGGCGCAGCUGGAACUUACGCUGAGCUGUGUGUUUUUGCGCGAGGGAAAAGCUACCGAUGAGGACAUGCAGAGCAUCAUUUCGCUCAUGUCGGUGAACAACGUGUGUGAUAUUGCCCCGCUGGAUGAUCUGGAGGACAUUCCGGACAUGGAGAGUUCGAUAGAGAUCUCGGAACAUGUGCUCGAUUUUACGCAGCAGCUGGAGCAGCUGACCACCAGUUUGAACAGUUCGGAUUUGGCGACACCGAUGAGUGUACCCUCCCUCUCGGACGACCAAACCCCAGUGGUCAGCGGCUCCCGGGACAUGCUCAAAGAAAUACUCAACGAUCGCGGCUACAUCUCGCUGACCAGCGAGGGAGGCAGCAGCACAACCACCACCAAAGAAUCGGACGAAAACGACAACAGCAAGGAGAAACCUCCGGAGCAUUUUUACCCCAAAAUCGUGGACUACGAGCCGAAGUUCUCCUUCAGCAAACCGAAGGAAGCCGCGGAUCACAUUCCAAAGACGGUCAGUGCACUGGAAGAGUCCCAGCGGUUGGACGAGGAGCAGAUGGAUUUGCUGGAAGCACUCGACGAGGCGGAGGAGGAGGAGCCGCAGAAGAGUCCGGUUGAGGUUGAGGAGCCAACACCGCAACCGUCGCCGGCACCUGUUCCGAAAAUUGUGGAGAGCGAACCGGCCGCGAAAAAGUCUCCGGAGGAACAGCAGAGCAGCAGGGCGGAGUUGAAGCCGCUGAAACUGAUCAAAAGCUACGACCAUCAACCUCCGGUUGUGGUUGCUGAAAAAGAAGUUGCUGCUGCUGCAGCGGAGAUUGAAAAGGUUGAAGUCGUUGAGCUACCACCAAAGGUGGUGGUGCCUCCGGCACCGGAACCAAUCGUGGAGUUCAAGAAGCCACUCCUACGUGAUAGCACCCCAGGGCAGGAUCUGCUCGAGUGGUGCAAGGAGAUUACCAAGAGCUACAACGGAGUCAAGGUUACGAAUCUGACCACCAGUUGGCGCAACGGGAUGGCGUUCUGUGCAAUAAUACAUCACUUUUAUCCUAGUUUAAUUGACCUAAGCAAGCUGUCCCCAGGAAACGUGAUAGAGAACUGCCGGACGGCGUUCGACGCGGCGGAAAAGUUGGGCAUUCCGCGCGUCAUCGAACCACGGGACAUGAACAUGCUGGCGGUGCCCGACAAGCUGGCCGUCAUGACGUACCUGUACCAGCUGCGGGCCCACUUUACCGGCCACCAGCUGGAGGUGCACACGAUAGGUGAAACCUCGGACGACUCGAGCUACGUCAUCGGCAACUACAAAUCGGACAAGCUCACGAAAGACCUCCUCAAUCUGAACGACAUGAUCACGCCCCGCGAGGACGAUCCGCUCAAAAAGGACGCCGCCGCCGCCGGAAAGGCCCAACUCUCGAAGGCCCUGCUGGGUAAGGUGCUUUCGCCAACCAAAGAAAAGCUGGCCGCGUUCGGAACAACCCCGUCCGCGCUGGACGGAACCGGACCGAUGCCGAACGGAUCUUCGGAGCAGUCCAACAAUAGUCUAAACAAUAACACCACCACAUCGAACGGGGAGGCCGAGCAGGUUGACGAGACGGAGAAAGUCAACGGUAAAAGUGACGAGGACGGGGACGUGCUGCGGGUGCCGCCCUCGUUGGACACGGCCAUGACAAACAGAAUCAUUAUGCGGCAUAAGGAAAUGAGUGAAAAAGCUAAAUUAAUGAUUGAAAAGCUUAGAACCACUAGUAUAGAUAAAAGUGGUGACAUGGACGCUAACGAACGCCACGCGCGCCUUCGCGAGCAAGCCCGCCAGCUGAUUGCCAGCAAGGCGAAACCACCCCGGUUGCUCAACCUGGACUCGCCGUCUUCGCCAACCAAACUGAUCAACGCAAGCGCCCAGCGGGCGGUCAACUUCAGCCCGGAGCGGACGAUUUCGCCGAUCAACAACCAGCCGGAGUUUAUCUUCCCAAGCGUAACGAUGGCGAUGCGGAACAAGGACUCUCCGGGUGGAACCGACGGUAGUGACGCCAACAGUAAUCUGCUGCUGAAACGGGCAAGUCCCUCGCCGAACAAGGUUUCGCCGUCGUUGCUGGAGGCGUUGAUCACCCCGAAAAAUGAGGGCCGGGUGGAAAAGGUCAACUACAUCCAGAGCGAGCUGAACAAGCUGGAGCGAGAGCAGGAAGCGAUCGAUCAGAAGGCGAAUGCCCUCGAGAAGAAGCUUCGAGCUGUGAUGGGAGGAACCAUGAACAAUGUGAGUGAAACCGAGGAUCAACUCAUGUCCCAAUGGUUUACGCUGGUGAAUAAGAAGAACGCCCUGCUGAGGCGGCAGAUGCAGCUUAAUCUACUUGAGCAAGAGAACGAUCUUGAGAAAAAGUACGACAUGCUGAAUCUGGAGCUGCGGGCGGCCCUCUCGAUCGAGGACUGGCGGAAAACGGAGGAGCAGCGCGAAAAGGAAGCGCUGCUGCUGGCGGAGCUGGUUGCGAUCGUGGACAAGCGCAACGAGCUGGUGCAGAACCUGCACAGCCAGGAGCAGGCCAUCGAAGACGAUGACGAGAUCGAGCGGAAGCUGGAAACGGUCGACAUCAACCACAAGGACGAAAAGUGUGUCAUCCAGUAGAUGAAGGCUAUGGCGCCCUCUUUUUUGCUGUCACAUCACACCCCUUUACCCCGAAUACUCAGACAUCAACCGGCGUGGCGGUCUCUGAAAAGGUAAUUGUUUUCUGAUCCAAAUUCUAAAGCAUGAUGAAUUUUGAAUCCGUUGGAUUGGGGACAAAGAAAAAAACGAGAGAUUGAGCUAGAAAAAUCCACACAAACAACAAUCAUCACUUACAAACAUUACAUUACUCGUCGUCGUCGUCGAAGCUUUAGUUCUGUCUCAAUUCCGUCCGAGAAAAAAAGGAGUUUGAUUUCUUUGGUAAAGAUAACUUUACGAUUGCUUUAGAUGUUGUUUCGUGGAUGCACCAAAAUGAGGAAAGAAAGAAUGAACAAGUGAGCAAAGCUACUUUUUUCAGAGAUACAAAGAAACAUUAUUGGGAUUUCAUUAAGUUUUGUUCUGACAGACAGCAUUGGUUGUAAAUAUUCGUUAAGGUAAGCAAACCUAAGCCUGGGAGGUUCGACCGGGAGUCCCCCUUGGAUCGCGGGAGGGUCGAAUCUGUCUCUCACUUUUAAAUCGCCUAGAGCUGUAACUAUUUAUUAGCUUGUUUUUAAUCAGUCCAACUAUUUUAACACUCAUUUUUAUUUAAAUUUAAGCGCUUAUGCUUUAAUAUAAGAGCUGGUAAAAACUUUGAAUUGAACAAAGCGGGCUAAAACACACAAUAAUGCUAAGAGGAAACUAUCACGUGAUAAUUAUGAAAAAUCCAAAAAAUAACUAAGUU